AUGGAGAAUCAUAUACAUAAGAAUCAAUCAUGGUCAAAUUCAUUUCUUGAGCCAUAUCAAACAUUCAAAAAUCGAUAUGCACUCGAAAUGUUACAUUCGCUUGGUUUCGUAUUUGAUAAUAAAUAUUCAACGAAUACAUCUCUGCAAACAAUGAUGAUUAGUUUAGCCAAACGAGAUGAUAAGAAUUUCUACAAAUUGGCUCUUAUUGCAUAUCAAACUCUUCAAAAAGAUGAAUCAGUUGAUUUAAUGACUAUUUUUAAUGAAAAUGAAUUCGAACAUAGCACACUAGAUUUAUCAAAGCCCGAUGAAGAAACAUUAGAAAACGAUCAACUUCACUAUGAUGUUAGCGUUGUUCAUGUUACUCCGACCUGUACAAAAAUUAUGCCAAUUGAACGAAUUCAAGGUCAUCGUGGACUACGUCAUUCUGCUUUUAAUGAUGUCAAUGACUUCUGUUUGGUAUACUUUAAAUCAGAUAAAGAAGGUGGAUAUGUUAAUUCGAAUCCAUAUUAUGAAAUGGUAUUGAAAUCGGGUAUUCUUUUAUGUAAUAUACGCUACCAUUUAUUUGGUGCAUCUAAUUCACAACUUCGAGAACACAGUUAUUGGUUUAUAAAAGCGAAUUCAUAUAAAGAAGUCGAUGAUAAACGAGCACAAUUAGGUGAUUUUAGUGAAAUUACUAAUGUGGGAAAAUAUUUAGCGCGUUUCGGUCUUUGGUUUAAUUUCGAUCAACGAAUUCAAAAUGGUGAUUACUGUGUUAAAAUGAUUGGUGAUAUUGAACGUAAUGGUUAUUGUUUUACAGAUGGAAAUGGCUUUAUAUCAAAAGGUUUAGCAAAACUUGUUGCCAAAAAUCUUGAUUAUCCCAUUGAAAAUAUCGAACUUGAUAUUUAUCCAUCUGCUUAUCAAAUUCGAAUGGCCGGUUGUAAAGGUCUUGUCGUUGUUGAGCCACAGUCCACAUUGGAUCAAUUCUAUAUCAAAAUUCGUCCAUCAAUGAAAAAAUUCAAAUCGAAUGACUGGACUUUGGAGAUUUGUGAAGCUAGUCAACCAAUUCCAACUCGGCUUAAUAACCAAGUUAUUAUGAUUAUGUCCGAUCAUGGUGUACCUGAUAAAAAGUUUCUUGAUCUACAAUAUAAAUGGUUUCGAGACGAAAAAAAGUCACCGGAUAAUUCUCAAGAUCUUUUGAAAAAUAAGAUACCAAUGCCGGUAAAUGAAUGUCGCUAUAUGUUUGGCUGUGCAAUCGAAUCUAGUCUUGAACCAGGAAAAUGCUUUAUCCGAUAUCAAGUUGUUGAUGAUGACGGGCAACCACUUAAAAAUCCUCGAUUUGAAACUGUUGUUGGACGUGUUAUUGUGACGAAGAACCCUUGUCUUCAUGCUGGAGAUAUGCUUGAACUAGAAGCUGUCGAUAAUCAUGAACUUUAUUGUCUAACCGAUGUUAUCGUCUUUUCCACUAAAGAUGACAGACCUGAUCCAAAUAAAAUUUCCGGAUCUGAUCUUGACGGCGAUCAUUAUUUCGUUUAUUGGGGUCAGGAUUUGAAACUAUCUCGAAAAGUUGACCCACUUGAUUAUACACCGUUUGUUUCACAAUGUCCUCCAAAAUCGUCGCCAAUAACUCAUACGGAUAUUUUACGGCAUUGUUAUUCAUUAUUCAAUGCUAUAACUUGCGGUGAAAUCUAUAAUUUACAUGCUACUGUCGUUGACAAAAAUCUCGAAAAUUGUAAACAAAUUACAUGUCAAAAAUUGGCUGUCGAACUUGCAAACAUGUUUUCAGCUGCUAUCGAUUCUUCUAAAACGGGUUAUGUCGCUGAUAGAAAACGCAUUAAUCAAAUUCGUAAACUAGUGGGCAAAUUAUAUCCAGAUUUUUUGAUGAAGAAUAAUUCAUAUGAAUCUCAAUCUAUUCUCGGUAAACUCUAUCGACUAGCGCUCGAAUACAAGAAUAAAAAUUCAGAUAAAUUUCGAAAUCAAGAGAACAUUUUAAACAAGAAUACUUAUGGCAAUUUUCGAAUGAGGAAUAUUGAUUCAUAUUUAGAAUUAGAUUCUAGAUUGGCCAUCAAUCCACAUAUUAUCUGUCGAGAUUUCACAACUUCGUAUUCUCUGAAAGCGUCUGAUAAAAGUACACCAGCAAUAUGGAUUUCAAUUUAUCAAAAGAAAUAUAAAAAUAUUAGACCACUCGAAAAAUGUAAAACAGUAACUCAAAAUAGUCAUAUUGUAUGGUUUAAUGCCGCACUCACAGUACUACUUUCAUAUUCUUGUGCUAUGCUUCUGUUCAUUGUGUUUUGGUUUCUAUUCUCGAGGCCUUGA
Rotaria sp. Silwood2 is the source of this 2292-nucleotide messenger RNA. Lineage: Eukaryota; Metazoa; Rotifera; Eurotatoria; Philodinida; Philodinidae. The record is from the annotation of a GenBank genome assembly.